Molecule: messenger RNA, 981 nt
Organism: Cucumis melo (muskmelon)
Lineage: Eukaryota; Viridiplantae; Streptophyta; Magnoliopsida; Cucurbitales; Cucurbitaceae
Product: guanine nucleotide-binding protein subunit gamma 2
Exons: 4
Coding region: 283-597 (104 amino acids)
Biological process (GO): G protein-coupled receptor signaling pathway
Source: RefSeq, a predicted model, not a curated record
AAGCAUGCGAAGUGUUGGAAACUUAAAACGGAAACAAAAGGACCAAAAUUUCCAUUUCUUUGCUGAUUUCCUCAUCAAUUUCUUCUUGGAUCUUCCUUCCUUCCUUCCUUCCUUUCUCCUCCGUGAAUGAGAUUUGUAGGUUCAACAAUGGUUCCGCAUCUUCAAAUCCCUUGAGCUCUUCAAUUCAAUUUUGCUUCCUUUAAUGGAACUUGUGAAACAGUGACUGUGUGUAGUCUACACUGUGGGUUGCGCCGUUGAGGAGCUCCAUUUUGGUUUACUGUAAUGGCGUCGUCUCUGGAUGAACACCUCCUCACCAACGCUUCAAUUGGAGUCGGAACCGUUGUUGAUUCCAGAGGAAAGCACCGCAUUCUCGCCGAACUCAAGCGUCUUGAACAAGAACUCAGAUAUUUGCAGGAAGAGUUGGAUGAAGUUGAGAAAAUGGGAAACAUCUCAUCGAUAUGCAAAGACUUGCUUCCCUGCAUCGAAACCAAAACAGACCCACUUUUACCCGUGCUGAAUGGUGUUGUAAAUCCAUCAUGGAAUCGUUGGUUUGAAGGAUCCCCAAGCUCACCAGAAUGUAGCUGCUGGAUUCUCUAAACAACUGACAAUUGUUCCCUUUAAAUUUUGGAAGGAUCCCAAUCUAUAACAAACUAAUCGACCUCUUCAAAUGCCAAGGCUUGGAUUUCUCAAUGCCACAUAACGAAGAAUAGUUAGCUUCAUGAUAAUUGAUCAUUACCCUUUCUUGAUAGUAUGACUUGUGUAAUAUCUUUUCACUCUGCUUGGGACAGAAAUUGUUCUUGCUCCAUUGAGGUUGGAUUCUGGAAGUAACCCAAUGGGCCAAAGACAAUCCUAGCCCAGGCCCAUAUAUAUGGUUUAGGCUUGUCUUAUUUGGGCCUUGAUUUUGUUAACUCUGAUUUGGCCCAUAACUAGAUUUGACAAUUAACUUCUAGUAGCUUGCAUAAAACAUCUUGGUUGUUCUUA